UCCAUGUUGUGACCUGAAAAUGGAGAUACACAUGAUGUUGUGACCUUUAAAUAGAGAUACCGGAUGUUGUGACCUGUGAUUGGAGCAAACGCUGAACUUGGAAAUGAUCGGGUUCUUGGCCAAGAUGGAGGAUCAAGUUGAGGUUGUGACGUCAUUAUCUCGGAGAUCACGAUUUGUGAUCUUAGUGUUGCUGUGUGUUUGCGUCUCUGUGCUGUACAUCAAGUAUACGGAGUCAAACAAGCCUACUGUUCGAUCACUUGAUGAUUUAAAACGACUAUGGAAUAUCGGCCAACACCGUGACGAUGACGUCAUCGACCAAACUCACAAAAGCCCACCCACAAUCACUUGUGCAAAAAGUUCUUCUUACAGGAUCUUAGACUCAAGUGGUCUAGUGUUUCAGAAAGGAUCUACUUUACGGCUUGUAAUAGAGGCUAAAGACUUGGCGGGAACUAGAACAACACGAGGUGGUGACAUGUGGUUUGCUACCCUCAACUCAUUAAACCCAAAAGCUAGUACGUCAGGCAAUGUGGUGGAUAACGGUGACGGGACGUAUCUGGUGCAAUUCUACGCAGGAUGGGUGGGUGUGGCAAAGAUUGAUAUCAUCUUGGCACAUCCAAACGAGGCGUGUGUCUUUGUGGAAGAAAGGGUGUGGCCGGCAGAGGAUCGCCAGGUGUGGUCGGGUGUAUUUAGGGUCCAAGACGGGAAGAAAUUAAAAACGACAAAGACAACUUGUUUACUGCAACGAAAUGGAACUAAGUGGGACAACACAUGUGAAUACUGGUACCCGGCAGAGAUGGGAGACACCACGCUGGUGUGUGGGAAACCAGAGGAUAAGAACACGUGGUCAUGUGAUGAUUUGUACUCUUUAGGAAUCAUGAAAGCAAGAGUUGAUUUGACUGCAUCUGAACUCAUUCAAGGGAAGGAGUAUUUAUUUGAAAAAGCGAAUGUGAUGCAGAUUGUUGAGCAGGGGCCAAAACACAUCAAAAUAGAAGGAACACAAGAUGUCCGUUCAGUUUCUCUUCCCCCGUGUCAGCCUGAUCUACCCGAUCAAACAUCCGAAGGGUUUUGGUUCAAAGAUGAGUGGCAGUCUUUAAGAUGCGGCAACACCCCGUGGCACAGCCCGACCGUUGAUCACAUCGCCCAGUGCUUCAAAUGGAAGAACGUCUACUUUCUCGGUGACACCACAGCUCGGCAAUUAUUUGAAGCUUUCCAUGAAGCCAUCGGUUUAAAGUUCCUCCUCCGCAGUGACGAUGCCCACUACCGAUUCAUACGUCACCAUUCUUCUUUAAAUCUAUCCGUUAUGUACCAAGCUCGUCCUUUGUUAACGACCUCAUCUCAAGUUCCCCUUGGAGAAACACGUUUUGAAACGGAUAUUUUAAACAACCUAAAAGUUCAAAAAUGCAACAGUGUAAUUUUGCUGAGCCCUUGGUCACAUACCUUCUUAGAUCGUAUGAACUUUCUUGAGAUGCUGAGACUUCUCAAGGGCGCCAUAACCGACCUGCUUGUAAAAUGCCCCAAGACACCAAUAGCUGUAAGGGGGCCUCACCCUGGUGUACAUGGUACAUUCAAAUCAUCAGUAUACGGUAAUAACAUUAUCUUAGGAGAUAUCAGAGACAUCUUGAAGGAAACGUUACAGGGGACUGGUGUUUUCUUUCUGGAUAGUUGGGACAUUAAUGUGGCUUACCCAAGUCCCAAUCAUAUUGUCUUGCCUGUAGAUGUCGCCAAGCAGGAGGUUGCUUUGUUCAUGUCUUAUGUUUGUAAGGACUUCUCAGAACAAUGAUAAUUGUAGACAGCACUUUGUUAAACGCACUUCUUAGAAUACAGAAUGUGAUGAAGAAUAAGUUCA
Messenger RNA from Asterias rubens (European starfish), 1846 nucleotides. Its product is annotated as NXPE family member 3-like. Bases 104 to 1780 code for a protein of 558 amino acids. The transcript is spliced from 5 exons. Lineage: Eukaryota; Metazoa; Echinodermata; Asteroidea; Forcipulatida; Asteriidae. The record is from RefSeq and is a predicted model, not a curated record.